Phyllopteryx taeniolatus (common seadragon) is the source of this 12401-nucleotide messenger RNA. RefSeq names its product protein phosphatase 1 regulatory subunit 29. The transcript is spliced from 3 exons. Gene Ontology annotation, molecular function: protein binding. The coding region runs from base 1130 to 3964 and encodes 944 amino acids. Gene Ontology annotation, cellular component: plasma membrane. The record is from RefSeq and is a predicted model, not a curated record. NCBI's taxonomy places the organism in Eukaryota, Metazoa, Chordata, Actinopteri, Syngnathiformes, Syngnathidae.
UUUGGCAAGCAGCAGUUCUGACAAGAACAAUGCAGUAGAUGACAAAAUGAAUACAAUUCAAUUGGUUAUUUUCUGGGUUGUGAAGUAAUGCGACUAAUGAACAGCGUCGAAAAUAGAAAAACUCUCGCCCACUUGCCUUCCAACCCCUUCAUGAUAACGUGAUGCUUUCAAGCUGAUUUGUCAUGCAGCGGUUGGGGGGCAUCCUGUGAAAAUGGGAGGACAAACCAACACCUCGCCAGAUCUACCACUUUUGCUGUCCCUUAAUUUAUUUCAGCUUUUCUGUUCUCGUCUUCCUCUUUUAUUUAUGUAUGAGUCUUAUUUAUUUAUAUCCUCCUCACACUGCCUGAGAGAUGUGAAUCAAGGUGAGCCGUUCAAAAAUGCUAAUGUAUACACAGUAGUGUUAUGAAAGUAUACAGUACGUAGGCCAAGUGCAAGUGGGACAUUUAAGAGCAUCAAAAAGGAGUAUUUAAGCUUGGCCAACAAUUUGGCCAAGAAGCAACAAUUUGUCCAGCAGCGCCUAUACUUACUGAUGUGUAGUACAGCUGCUUUUAGCACACUUCUUCCUGUAGUGAUACUCUCAGAGGAGCCUCAUCUGUCUGUAGCCGUGUUGGUUUCAUCUGGAAGUGCCAUGUGAAGUGAAGAGGAAAGAGGGCUUUGCUCACAGCCUCAACCUGUCUUCACUACACUCCACGCUCUCAGGGGAGCUGGCCCGGACCACAGCAUUGUAGAGAGAAACAAUAAUACAACGGACAGAUGGAGGGACAGAAGCUCAGCGAGGGAGAUGAGAGCUGCAGACAAACUGGAGGAAAUCGAGGGACAGGAAGCUCAAGACUUGUCAGAGCUGAGGCCCUGAGAGAGCAUGAAGACAAGCUGUGACUCCCCUCACUGCAGCCCAAAAAGAUAUGGCAUAACCCGGGUGACCUGCUAAUCAACCAUGAUAGCCCUAAAGCUGUGACUGGCAUUAUAAACCCUUUCUUCUAUACCCUACACAGACCCUCCUCCUCCUCUGCCACAUUCCUUCCCAGACACCUUUGCUACUUUCUUUUCUCCAACAAACACACCCUUCCUUUGUUCCUGCCCCUGCAUUUGUCCUCCUAAUUAGAAUAAAAUCCCCUCUUUCAUCUUCAUCAUGCAGAGUCUUUCCACCACUUCGGGUUUCAUUGUUAUUCUCUCCUCACUCCUAAUUGCCACCCGCUUUCCCAGCGUGGUCAAUGGGGACUGCUGGCUCAUUGAAGGGGACAAAGGUUAUGUGUGGCUGGCUAUCUGCAGUCAGAACCAGCCACCUUACGAGACCAUUCCACAACACAUCAACAACACUGUCCAUGACUUGAGACUCAAUGAGAACAAGCUGAAAGCGGUGCACUUAAACUCAAUGUACCGCUUUACCAACCUCACAGACCUCAACCUCACCAAGAAUGAAAUCAGCUACAUCGAAGACGGCGCUUUUUCGGGACAAGCUAACCUCCAGGUUCUUCAACUGGGCUACAACAAGCUGACCAACCUAACAGAGGGUAUGAUGAGAGGGCUCGGCCGCAUGCAAUGUCUAUUCCUCCAGCACAACCUCAUUGAAGUUAUUGCCAGCAAUGCAUUAUGGGAGUGCCCCAGCCUUAGCAGCAUUGAUCUGUCGUCCAACAAACUUGCCCGCAUUGAUCCAUCGACCUUCACUGUUCUCAAUCGCCUAAUGGUUUGUGAACUGGCAGCAAAUCCGUUCCAUUGUGGCUGCGAUCUUUACAGCUUCCUAAUCUGGCUAGAAUCCUUUAACAACGUCACACACACCUAUGAUCGUCUCCAGUGUGAGACGCCUCGGGAGAUGUUUGGCUUUCCCCUACUGAGCCCCAUUCCUGCCGGUCACCCUGGUCGAAAUGCCAAAAACAUCUUGUACUCCCACUGCAGAGAUGGAGUGAUGAUUCAUGGAAUGACGUCCCUUCCACCAGACCUGGAUGGUCCAUCUGGAAUUGGUCCUGAGAUGUUUGGCGGUGUGGGACCUUACCACCAGCCAAACACCUCCACAUCCACAGAAAACAGCUUCAUUCCCAGCAUCAAGCUCCAUCAGGUCUCCUUGUCCUCGGCCUCUCUCCUUGUCCAGAUUCCGAAGCCCUUUAGCAAAAUGUAUAUACUAACCCAACACAACCACACAUAUGUGUCUGAUGUUAUGACUCUGAAGAACAAGAAGGAAAUGAUCACCCUCAACAAGCUCAAACCGCACACCAAUUAUACCUUCUGUGUGGCAUCCAUCCGUAACUCCCAACGAUAUAACCACACGUGCCUCCAAUUUUCCACACGUUCUCAAAAUCCAAACAACAUACUCCCCACACCAUCAACCACAACACACUACAUAAUGACCAUUGUGGGUUGUCUGUUUGGCAUGCUCAUUGUUUUGGGCUUUGUCUAUUACUGUUUACGUAAGAAACGCAUGCAUGAUGAAAAGAAGAAGUCUAUCUGUGUAAAGAAAACAAUAUUGGAAAUGCGUUACGGACCUGAGGUGGCGGCUGCAGUUGCAAAUGAUCCAGCAGCAGUCCACAAGCUUCAGGAACACACCAGAGAACACCACCAAUAUCACCACCACCAUGGGGGCAAGCUUCCCAUGUCCACAUCUUCUAGCUCUGGAAUGCUUCACUCAGCUAACACUACUUCCUCAAGACUUUCCUCUAUUCCCCAGGUGGAAAAAAUGGCCACUGCCUUCUCAGAAGCCAUGACAAGUAAAGCAAACUACAUGGAUAUCAGAAGUGGAGGGCCAGGAAUUGAGAGGCUCGGAGGAGAUAGUGGCCACGGAGGUAUUCGUGGGGAAGAUUUACGGGACGAUGACGGCACUGAUGUUGGGGAUGACUCAGAUGACGAUGGACAUGGCUCUGCGUCAGAGAUUUCGACCAUCGCCAUGGAGGUGGACAAAGUCAACCAAAUUAUAAACAAUUGCAUUGAUGCGCUGAAGCUGGAUGCAGCAGCUGUUGCAACUUCGGGCUCCUCCCCAAAUCCUACAAUGUCCUCCAACCCUACCUCCCCACCCCCAAACAGCACCGCCACUAUUACUCGUGGCUUAAUAACACUUUCCCAAGGGAUGACUGAAUCAUGCCACGUUAACAAAAUUCCACCUCCACCGCCACUCCCACUCCCUGCUUUGAAUACCCCACUUUCCGAGCGCCCAGGGAUCAGUGGUGGUGGAUUUGUUGUUACCCCUCCCUACAGGCCGCCUCCACCAGCCAAUGCCGUACGCCCCAUUCAGCGGCAAAUGAGUGCAGAUGCAGCGGUGGUAAUUGUAAAUGCUGUCAAGAAACAGAGCAGCACCGCCUCUUGCGGCUCUGUGGGUUGGGAAAGGGAACGUGGAGGGGCUCGUGUCUAUAGCCUGGAUGUUCCAGAGCCAAGGAGUCCAGAUGCCUGCAAUCAACAACAACAGUACCAAGACCGCGCCAGUCCUGUGGGCUGCGGGGAACCCCUGGAAAGAUUGCCGUUAGUGGGGAGUAUGAGCUGCACUGGAGGGGGUGGCAGUGGUUGCGACAGUGGUGGUGUUGGUGCCCAACAUCAAGAAAACCAAAAUCCGCACCAUUACCAACAACAGACGCAACAACAGCAGCAGUUGGAGGUGCAGCAGGACUACCACUGUUCAGAGCACCGCCACUCUGUCCCAGCUCUUUACUAUGAUGGCUCCCAUCAGGGGUCCCCAGCCCAGAAGGGUUCCUUCCUGAAGCCUCUAUCGCGCUCCCGUAAGGAUGCAGCAUCUUAUUCCCAGCUUUCGCCAUCUCGCCACCAUUCCAGUUACUCUGGCUACUCCUCCAGCCCAGAGUACUCCUCAGAGAGCACACUGAGGAUCUGGGAGCGCUUUCGUCCCUACCGUAAAGGCCAGCGUGAUGAGGCCUGUUACGUAACGGCCGGUAAUGCCCUUCGAAAAAAGGUGCAAUUCGCUAAAGGUGAGGACCUGCAUGACAUCCUGGAUUACUGGAAGGGCGUGUCAGCACAGCAAAAGCUUUGACUGGGGGACCAGUAUUGAGCAUUGAGAAGAAAAGAGCUUGUUUACUUCUGGUUUUAAGGUGCCCUUUCUGGGCUAGGAGAAAUUUCUUAAAAGGAAGAAAUGUGUUGGACACAGUUUUGCCUUUUAUUUUUUUUUGGCAUGCUCAGUGUUUAGAGUAUUGUGCGUCAAGCACAGACUGUGCAACUGUGCCUGGGAUAUACUGUAACUCACUAUGGUCUUUUAUUUUACACUUCAUUGUAGCACCAUUUCUGGAUUAUUCUAACAAUUGCAGGUUUUGUUUAUCUCACAGGGAGCAAAAGCUAACUGUGCAGUCUAGUAAUAUUUGUGCAGUGGUCACAUUUUGUGAUCUUUUAGACAGUACUUACUCAGUGCCAUGUUUUUAGUCUUUGGGACUGAAAUGUAAUAUAAUUUGUAUCUGAGAGGGUGGCUCCGUUGGAGCUGUUGAAAUGUGAAUUAUUGACAGUCAAAUACUGGCUCACCUUCUCUACCACUAGAUACCAGAUGGGGCAUGUAUAUUUACAUUUGCAAAAGCAGCUUCCACACAGCAAAAAGUAAAAAUGUUAAGUGGAACCUGCAUCAAAACUUCACGAGAGAUUAAAUCAUUGCCAGAAACAUGGUGGUACACCACAUUUUUUUCUGAUUCAUGCAAUUUUAUGCUCAAAUAAAUGACAUAAAAAAGAUCCCAUAUUAGGGUUUGGUGAUAAUGAAUGUGAAGGAAGGUUGGAUGAUUUCAGGAAGUAAUUGUAAAGGAAAUCCGAUUUAAGCAAAUUCAAUGUAAGAGGACACACUGUACAAAGUUGAAAAAACAUUCCAAAUCCUUUGAUAUUUAAAUUAACAAAGUGAUAGGACCCCUUUUCAAUUUACUACCAACAUUUCUCUUCUGUUGUGGUUAUUUUUUGCUAAUGUCUAUUGACUUAAUUAGCCAUCUCAUGACAGGCAUGUUGGCUUGCACCUUAUGGCUCAUAACUAAACGUUGGUGUGCAUGUUUGUGUGCGAGUGUGUGCGUGUGUGUGUGUGUGCGAGUGUGUGCGUGUGCGUGCGUGCGUGGUCAUGAACGUGGGUGUUGGCAUGCCUUGUCAGAUUUGAUCGUCUAUGCCCAAAUUGAUUUUAAUGAAUACUCGUGAAUAUCCUAUUAAAUAAAUGUCUGACUAUGUAUAAUUCUUUCCAGAUGAUGAAAGACAUGGAUGAAUGCACAAAGAACAGCAGUGUUAUUAUGUGUUAUUUUCCAGACAUACAUUAUGACACGUCAUUAUUCUAAAGUAGCGCAGUGCCUCUUGCUACUACAGCCAUGAUCUCAUUUAUGUACUGAAAGUAUUUUCUUUAAUUUGGCCUUUUCCAUUACAACGAUCUGUGUGGGAUCUCCAAUCUGCCUACCUAAACUGCUGUGAAAUUAUGUACAUUUUUUUGGCUCUUUUUUUCCCUACCCUCAAAUGUGAAAACUUAAGUGAUCCUUGCCUCACAUUUGUAUUUAGGGCUACACUGGAAACAAAUAUGUUGCAGAGGCAUUUCUAAAAUCAGGUCUUUCUACACAAUUAAUCAAUGCGUGUCAUUCAUAGCACACCACUCUUCAAUUUCGUGCAACCACAUGUUGAUUGUAUAUAGGAGUUGUAAGGGAGUAUGCUUGGGAUAGUUUAAACUGUGAGCAUAUGUUAGUAUAGAGCAACAUUUCUGUGUAUCUCUAUUUGGUUCUUUUCCAUUUUCUUUUCUCAAUUUCGUUCUUUCUUUAACCUGACCUAAAAAGAAAAGUAGGAUUUUGUACAAAAGGUAUUGCACUAUAAUUAAUACUACUUCGAGUGUAAGCUUGAACAGAAAUUUGACAUUUUGUUUAGUUUGGUAAAAAAUUAACAAUCAGUUGUUAUUUUUAAUGGAAUAUUUAAUAAAAUGUUUUAAUUAUUAUUCAAUGUUGGGCUGAGCAGAAUAAAGCUCUGUUGUUCGGUACUAAUAUUUUGCAUAACUUCUUUACAAUCUUCUACAAAAUUCUCAUGACAACACAUCGCUUUCUUUGCAUCAGUUGCCAAAUUAAGACUUGCAGGCACAGUUAGGGUGCAAGAUAUUGUAGAGUCAGUUCAAUACUAUACACCUACUUUGGCACAUCAUGGAAAAUGUUCACUGUCUGAUCUGCUACUAUGAGAGAAAGUUGCCCAGUUACUGUGAUUCAAAGCCAAUUUUUCACUAUUUGAGAGGACAGUAUUUCCUUAUUUGGUGUUGAACUGUUUGACUACUAAAAUAAUAUGAAAGAACUGGAGUAUAAUUAUCAGUAUGCUCUCUUAACACAUUCACUGCCAUUGACGGCUUUAGAAGUCAAAUAUCCAUGUUAACUGGGACGGCUGACAUUGAUUUAAUCACUUGUGUCAGGAUUGAUCUUUAUUUGAACUGCCAUCAAAUAUUACAGCUUGGUGAUACUGCAUCAAUGACUUUUCUGUUUUAUUCAUAAUGUGAAAUUUUUGUAUUGAUGGUAUCGAUAUGAGAACAGAUGUGUAUUAAAGUGUUCUUCUGCUCAAUGAUUUCCAAAUUCAAACAUUUUACUGAUUGAUACAGCUUUUAAUUUUUAAUGACAUUAAAAGCAAGUAUUUCUUAUGUGUCGAAACCAGUGCUUUUGCUCAAAUGAGGCCUAUUUCUGACACUGUCAGUUUUUUUUUUUUUAUUAUCAUUGAAAUCCUGGCAUAAACCAUGAAAUGAAUAGCACAGUACAGUACACAAAACAGUUGCAAUAUUAAUAUAUAUACAGAAUAUAGACUAUCUGACAAUGUCAAAGCCUUGGUAACUUACAAAAGUACAUUACCUCUUCAUAAGGACCCUGUAAAGCUCAAAUGUAUUAUUUUCUAUGGCUAAAUUAUAAAUUGAGCUCGCUUAUAUUUAAAGACAAUUAAAUUAAUUAAAAUGAGCCAUUCAUGUACAAUCACUUUUUAUAUUAUUACAGUACUUAAAUUAGGAAACACUGCAGUUGUGGAUGAUUUGAAGAUAAUUUGAGAAUGUAAUCAUUCCGAGCUUUAGAAGUAUUUAAUAUAUAUUGGGGAGGCUAAUUACAGCGGUACGAAAUUGAUAAUAUUAUAAAAUCGCAUUGGACAUACUGUAUGUUACAGUUACUAUUUAUGUAUCUUUGAGGUAGAGUAACUGGGUUGGCUAGUCAAAAGCAAGCAAGGCACAGAGUAGGAACACAAACAGAUUUGGAUAGUGUUUAAUUAUGUUAAGACAUUACAAGGCAAACAUUUUAUUAAAUCACCUAAGAUGAUCAAUUCAGACAAGAUAAAAAAUAUUUUUUUUGUGAACUGGAGUUGAUUGUUGAAAUUAUUUUUUUGUUUGUUUUUGGGUUUUUUUGCCUUCUCAUCCAUUCCCCACUCCUAAACAGUGGCAAGUGAGUAAGAAUGAGUCACACUUAUUAAACUAACAGCAGUAUUUUACUGAAAGGCAAUUCUAAUGACCAAUGUCUUCAGAAAAGAGCAGAGCAAUGAGAGGAGGUCUUUGGCCCAAUGCAGGCACACAAAUGGGUAAUAUAAUGUAGAAUUUAGCCAUGUGCUACACUGACCCAACUAGAUUUUGAGGAGAAGCAACUACACAUUUAAGUUACGAGUGCACACAUAAGCAAAGUCUAGGGGGCUAAUGUUGCUUUAAAUGAAUAAAGAGCAGUCCAGCUUUAAAGCCUUAAAGAAGGGUUUACUGUGUUUUUACUUGGAUGCAGAUAUUAAUUGGGCCUGACAGGAAAUGAUUUCAUCUUCCAUCCCUUUGUUGAGUUUUUAGCGACCUAUCUAUUAAGUGUGGAUAGUUUAAUGCAUUUCAGUCAAAUGCAUAUCAUUUUUGGUUCUGAAGUUUUACUUGUAAGUGCAGACAAAUGGCUUUACUGAUUUCUUGGUCACUUUCACACAGUGAAAACACUUCCCACGCGUCCUUCCAAUCUGCCAAGCACUUCAUGGCGGAAAAGAAAACAAAUGGUUGAAUUGAACAACCUUCAUUAGUACUGUAUGUGCCGCAUGGACAAUUCCUGUGAAUGUCAGACAUUAUCAAAGCCCCAAGUGUUUUCUACUAUACAACUUGCAAUGGUAGUUUUCUGAGCAGAAGAGCACUUGAAUUCCAUGCUAGCGCAAUUUAACUAAGAAUUAUCACAUGACUGCCCAUGGGAAAUUGAUUUUCACUUCAAAAAUAUAUUGCUUUACUCUUUCAUGGUGAAAUGUAUGUAUUUGCAGUUCAGUUUCCAAAGAAGGACACAAGGAUUAAAACGAAUCUGUGAAAUAUGUUAAUUUUGUACAAACACACACACACACAAAAAAAAACUGUAAAAAUGCUUCUAUGGAUGUUUUGUACUCAGCCUGAGCUCUUGAUAUGUCUGUGUAUUUAUUUUUAUUACGUUUUUUUUUGAUGUAUUUCUGAUCUGCAGUUAUUUUGUUUUGGUUUUAUUAUUGUGGGGUUGCUGGGACUUUAUUACAUGCAGUGAUAUAUGUUAUAACAGAUUGAGAGCAGAGAAAGCCUUUAAUAGUAUGCUAAAUAAAAGAAAGUUGUAUAUUUGCAUGAUUCUCUGUACUUUUGGGAGACAAAAGAAUAUAUAUUGUUGUGUAAAAUGAGUGGCUGUACAAUGAAACAAAAACAACUAGGGGCUGUACGUUUAAGCAUUUUUUUUUAGCUUUUUAAUUUUUUAUUCUCUGUAACUGUUGAUAUUUACAUUGCUACUUUAUUUAUUUAUUUAUUUUGCGGAAAUGUCUGAACCUGGUGGUUGUUGAGAAACUAUCACACAUUGCGAAGUUGUAACUGCAAUUCUUAAUUUUUGCAAAACUUGUUCUUGGUGUUGCACCCACAGUUUUUUUUUUGUUUGUUUUUUGUAAACAUGGAUCGCUUCAAUAGUCAUAUUUUUCAAGAUUAAUACAUCAUGUGGUUCUAAUUUGCUCGUAGAAUAAUUUUCUGUACCAAACACGGAAUGUUCUGAUGGUGAUGAUUUAAUUCUGAAUCAAUAACAGAGCAUCAGCUGCUUCGGCGGGCACCCACUCUCUGUGUGAUACAACACUAGUUUCCCUUGCUCAUCAGCUUCUCUCAUGUUGAAUGGCCACUUGAUGGAAAUCACCUAUUAUAUUUGCUUAUUUAAUCUUUUUUUUAAAUUAUUAUUAUUUUUCCCAAUCCAAAAUAUUGCCAAACUCACAGACUAGUAAAGCAACACAUAAAAGAUGGCACAACAUUUCGUAUUUAAAAAAAAAGAGACAGAUAAAUAAAGGGAAAUUAUGAACUUCAUUUGAAGUGGAGUGACUCUGGAUUAUCAAACUUUGACAAAUUUCAUCCAAAAGAAAGAGCUCACCAAACUUGAAUGUGAUUAAUGUGAAGGACUACCAGUUUGAUACACACUUCUGAAAUAACAAAUUUGGCCAAAUGUUUGGGGGGUAAACCAUCUCAUCGCCGUUGCGCCCGCUAGCUUGUCUCCACGAACACUAAGGUUUGGUCAUAUGCUACAAUACUGAAUGAUUUGAUAACCUAUACUAGGUUUUUUUGUUUGUUUGUUUGUUUUCUUAUUUACUCAAAUUCAAGUGUUAUUCAAAACAGAUUAGCAAUAAAAAAAAAAAAAAAAAAGUUAAAUGCAGCUCACUGGUAAUUGUCUUUUUGUGUGUUUGUUUUUUGGUAGAACAGCAGCACACAAAAAUAGACACAUCUAACUGGUGAGCUAUUUUUAGACAAGGCCGGCAGGCUACUCAUGUCGUCCUUGGGGGUUACCUGAUGCCUGCGGGCACCAUGUUGGUGACCCCAGCUCUGUGAAAAUGGAGACAAGAAUGAAAAAACAUUGCUGUAAAGACAUUUUUUGGGGAAACUCUUUAACCGCUGUAACACUUACAUUUAAAUAGAAAUACCCAGCGGCACGGUGUCCGACUGAUUAGCACGACCGCCUCACAGUUCAGAGGUCAUGGGUUUGUAUCGGAGCUCUGGCUGGUCUUCCUGUGUGGAGUUUGCAUGUCAUCGACGUGUUUGCGUGCGUUUUCUGCGGGUACUCCGGCUUCCUCACGCAUUCCGAAAGAAUGCGUGUCAUGUUAAUUGAAAACUUUAAAUUUUCCUUAGGUGUGAAUGUAAAUUUAAAUGCUUGGUUGUCUAUGCGUGCCCUGCGAUUGGCUGGCGUCCAGUUUACGGUGUACCAGCCUCUGGACAGAAGUCACCUGGGAUAGGCUCCAGCACACCCACGACGCUAAUUAAAAUAAAUGGGAUAGAAAAUGGAUGGAUGGAAGAAAUAGAGACAAUACAGACUCAGGCCAUUGUAGCCAUCCGAAACAGAAAUACAAACAAAAAGAAAGAUAACAGAGCAACAAAUUAUUUUUUGCUGAAAAUAUAGUUUUGUAAAAUCUGUACCUGUUUCUUUUUAAUUGAGCCAUUGUUCAAACUUUGGAAAUUCAUGGACUAAUGGUUAAGGCUCACUUGUUCAAUAAAAAGAAUUUAAAACGUAUCUAUUUUUUUUUUAAAUCUGAUAAACAAUGUGUGCCGGCACGGUGAGUAACUGGUUAGCACAUCUGCUUCACAGUUCUGGGGGCCGGGCUUCAAAUCCCGGCGCCGCCUGUGUGGACUUUGCAUGUUCUCCCCGUGCCUGGGUGGGUUUUCUCCAGGCACUCCGGUUUCCUCCUACAUCCCCAAAACAUGCGUGUUUGUUUCUGUGCCCUGCAAUUGGCUGGCGACCGGUUCAGGGUGUACCCCGCCUCUCGCCCGCAGUUAGCUGGAAUAGGCUCCAGCAGCCCGCGACCCUAGUGAGGAUAAGCGGUAAAGAAAAUGGAUGGAUGGAAACAAUGUGUAUUAUAUAAGUCAGAGCAUCCGCUGAUAACUGCUUAUAAAACAGCGACUAAAUGUAUUAUCACAAUAUAAACAUGCACCCAUAGUGGCUGAGGGAAAUAUAGGGAUGACAUUAGAGAAAUCAGAUGGGAUGCUUAGCAAGUGUUUUUGCUCUUCCAGUGAUGCCAUAGUAUUAGUUAAGCAUUGCUUUUCUGUUCACAAUGUCACCAUUGAGACUCUUGCAGUAAAUAGCAAUCAUUUUUGUUGUGCACUAUAAAAUGAAUUCCAUUUAUUUAUGUGUGUAUAUUAACUAAAAAUAGCAAAAGUGUGUAUUUUUUUUACAUCAAUCACAGAACACUUUAUUAUAAAUUCCAUCAACUUUGACAUAUUCCUUAGUAAUUGGCGGCUCAUUCAAAUGCCACUGCCAGUUUUAUUCAACCCAAUUUGCCUUUACGCCCUCCCCUUGUUUGAGAUGGGGAUCUGCCUUGCACGGAUACUCAACUUGUCAGUGUGGCUAUUUCGCAUCUGGGAUCUAAUUUGGGAGUCAUGUUUUAAUUGGAUGAGAUUGCACCAUAAUCACAUGAGUCAGACAAUUAUUAGUGCUUGGGGGGCAUUUUGUAAGUCAGAAAUGACAUUUCUUUAACCUCCAGAGCGGUGAAACUUAUUAAAAGGUCUCACUGGACUGAGCAGACGUCGGUAUCGAACAAUUCUGAUUAAAUAUUUGUUAUGCUCCUAGAUUGCAGAGGAUGGAUUCUUUAUGCUAAACUCACAAUCCAAUUGUGUUGUCCUGUGGCCAGAACAAUAGAAGUAGUAGUAUGAAUUGACAACUGGUUGAUUAGAAAUACCAUCCUCAACUCAUAAAGGAAAUCAAAUGAAGGAUUGUGUUGAAAAGAUGCCCAUUCAUUGAAACAACAAAAACUUGUUUUGCAUGUCCUUACAUCUAAAUUCAAUCUGGAUUAGCCUAGUCUGUGAGUCUUCUCUUGUGAAAAUCACAAAAGAUACACAUAUUAUUGAUGACACCCACAGUGCAUCUUUCAUACAUGCUCAUAAUCUAUUCUAUUCAUUUCUUUAUUUUCAUUUACAGUGAAACAGUGCAACAUUGCGCCAUGUCCCCUCCCCAAAAACAAAUAUUGUCUGUCAACAGCUCCUUAAAAUUACCAAGACCCUUGUCAUUCUGCCAUAAUCGACUCAUAAACUAAGGACAGGUUGCAAUUUGGAGUUCUAGACAGUCAAAUUAUAUUAGCUGUUCUAGGGUCCUUCGAGAUAUUAUAUUUUGGCAACAUACUUUUUGGCAAGACCAUUCUUGGUACAAUGCCGACCGAUUGAUGGAAGGUGAGGCCAUUUGUGAUAUGGAAUUAGUUACAUUUGUUGGCAACUACGAGUGUGGGUGAAAUAUUAUCAUCAUCCUUGUGAUCCGUCAAGUGGCCUAACUGAUUUUGUAUAGCUGUAUUGACAAGGCUCUUUUCGCUAUUCUUUCUUUCUUAUUUGCAGUAAGGGGCUGUCACUGCAUCAUUUUUUUAAAAAGAAUUUUUACUUUAAUGGAUUAUUUAGGAGUCUCACACAAAAGAAAAUACAAAAGUUUGGACGGUGGUACAUGGAAAAAAAAUUCUUUUUGCUUUAUGUAUUAUUUUUUGCUGGUAUUGACAUGUUCCCUUUGCAAUUUAUGUACAAAAGAUCUAUUUCUAUAUUUGCAAUAAAUUUGUAAUUAAAAUCA